AACGUGUCGGUGCACGAGGGCUGUCUGGAUCAGCUGGCCAAUCGCACAGCGGAGCGAUGGAAGUGUUUCUUUCCCGAGUAUUUCCUCCCGCUGCUGCACACCCCUCUCUUCAUCGGCAACACCCUCUACGACUCCUGGCAGAUGAACUAUUCGUUCGCCGUCCCAGCGUCCUUCAAAUCCCAGCACUGGGAUGAGUGCCGCUUGGCAUUGUCGGACUGCCCCGGACAACUGCUUCGGAAAUUCCAUACCUACCGAGCCGAAAUGGUGAAGAAGCUCCAGCCUCUGAUGCAGGCUCGGGUCUUAGCUUCGGUGCCGAGCCUGUGGCAGGCAACAGGAGAGCCAGGCUCGGGGCAGGGAGGGCAAGAGUGGGGCAGCGGCAGUAGAUGGUUGCAGUGGUGGCCACCUGGUGGGGGAGGGGCAAUGGGGAGGACAGGGGGAAAAGCCGGCCUUAUUUUAGUGAAGCGUUGCCCGCAUGGUUUUUUUCUCGCCUCGUGCCACAUGCACACCAUGGCGCUCUGGGAGUCAUGGCAUGGGACUCGAGGGCCAUUGUUAUCAAACCAAUCCAUGGCUCAGGCUGUAGCCGAUUGGUUCUUUGAGCGCCGAGAAGUGCGGCUUGUGGAUGAGAUCUUUGGCCGGAACCCGACUUGCCCCGUCAACAAGUAUAGCAAACAACAGAUGAACAUGACCAAAGGCUCUCCUGUUGCACCUUGA
Messenger RNA from Closterium sp. Yama58-4, 711 nucleotides. Lineage: Eukaryota; Viridiplantae; Streptophyta; Zygnematophyceae; Desmidiales; Closteriaceae. The record is from the annotation of a GenBank genome assembly.